AAAAUCAGACCAGUUUUUCAAGAUUGCAGGGGGGAACUGGCAUGCUCUUGUGAAUUGUGAAAUGCGCGACGGGUAACCCGAGACUCGGAGGGCGUUUUAUGUUCCAUUGUGUUUGGUCUCUAGACGCGGAAUUGAAUUGCAAGGCAAAGAGAACGGAGUCUGGAUUUGAUUCGGGGAUUGGAGACGGUAAACGCUGCGGUGGCCCGCUUUGAAGAGACGGGGGUGUCCAGAUUUCUUCUCCGUCGUUAUUUCUAACACCGGUGUUGACAUCGAAACACCUGCAAAUGAACCGUGUUAGCAGAAAACCGUGCUAAAUAUUGAUACCGUUCUGAGGUCAUCUCGCUAAUGUGAGACAAGCGAGCGCGGACUGUUCAGGAUAUACCGUGCGCAAAUGAGCCUUUAACGAAAUAUUUGUAUUUGCAUUUCGAAAAAUGCUCAUGGCAUCGGCGGUUGUGGUUUGGGAAUGGCUGAACGAGCACGGCCGCUGGCGACCCUACAGCCCGGCCGUGUCGCAUCACAUCGAAGCGGUGAUCCGAGCCAACCCCCGGGGAGGGAGCGUGGUCCUCGGGCAGGCGGACGGGAAGCUCGCCCCUUACCUCAUCGACCUGCAGUCCAUGCAACAGUUCAGACAAGACACGGGCACGUUGCGUCCUGUCCGGCGUAGUUUUUACGACCCCAUGUCGGCCCCGGGGCAGGGCGUGGUCUGGGAGUGGGAGAACGAUUCGGGCUCGUGGACGCCCUACGACAUGGAGAUCGGGAUCCCCAUCCAGGCGGCCCGGGACAGGCAGCAGCCCUGGCUGGACCUGACCCCCAUCGGCUUCUGCUACAUCAUCGACUUCACCUCCAUGAGCCAGGUGAACCAACAGACCCAGCGGCGGCGUCGCAUUCAACGCAGGCUGGACCGGACUUAUCCCUUCGUGAGCGGGACCCUGCCCAAAUCCCAGUCCUGGCCCUCCGCCGGGACCGGCCCAGCGGGAGGAGCGAGCGGCAGCGCCCCGCAGCCUCCCUGCAGCUGCCAGCAGUGCCUCCUGGUGAUGAGCGUCAAGGCAGCGGCCGCCGCUACUCUCAGCCCGCAGGGUCGCAAGGGCAAAGGGAGCCCCGGUCUGGGAGGCAGGAACAGGAGUCCGAGGUCCACCUCGCUCCCCGCCACUGUGGGAGGGGCUAGCGGCUCUGCCAGCGCCCCGGUCCUGUCUUCCGCCGGUCCGCUCAGCCCCAGGGCGGCGAAGGUUCCCGCGGGCUCAGCCAGCGCCGGCACCCUGUCCCGUGCCGGGCUCGCCACGUUGACCCGCCCGGCGCUCCAGAGGAUCGCGAUGGCGCAGUCCCGCGCCCUCAUCGCUUCAGGGGUGCCCACGGUGCCAGUGAAGAACUUAAACGGGUCCAGUCCGGUCCACCCAGCGCUGGCAGGUAUCACAGGGAUUCUGAUGAGCGCGGCCGGCCUGCCCGUGUGUCUGACCCGCCCCCCCAAACUGGUCCUGCACCCCCCGCCUGUGGGCAAGAGCGAUAUGAAACCCGUCCCGGGCAUAGGCACCUCCUGCCGCAAGACCACCAAGAAACAGGCGUGCCAGGGUAAAACUCCAGAGGAGGUGGUUAAGAAAUAUCUUGAGAAAGUGAGGAAUCCCCCGGAGGAGGACUGCACGAUCUGCAUGGAGAAGCUAGCCUCUCCGUCCGGCUACAAGAAUGCUCCCGGUCAGCCGCUGGUCAAGCCCGACCUGGUGGGCAAGCUGACCAAAUGCGGCCACGUCUACCACCUGCACUGCUUGGUGGCCAUGUACAACAACGGCAACAAGGACGGCAGUCUGCAGUGUCCAACCUGUAAGACUAUCUACGGGGUGAAGACAGGCACCCAGCCCCCCGGCAAAAUGGAGUACCACGUCAUCCCCCAUUCCCUCCCGGGAUAUCCCGACUGCAGAACCAUCCGAGUCAUUUACAGCAUUCCCCCAGGCAUACAGGGACCCGAACACGCAAAUCCGGGAAAGCCCUUCACCGCACGGGGAUUCCCUCGACACUGUUACCUCCCUGACAACGAGAAGGGGCGCACGGUAUUGAAGAUGCUGCUGGUUGCCUGGGAUCGGCGGCUGAUCUUCACUGUGGGGGUUUCCAGCACCACCGGUGAGUCUGACACGGUCAUCUGGAACGAAGUCCACCACAAGACAGAAUUCGGCUCUAACCUCACUGGCCACGGCUUCCCAGACCCCAACUACCUGGACAAUGUGUUGGCUGAGCUGAGCGCCCAGGGCAUCACGGAGGAGAGCAUCCAGGAAUGAGGGAGGGGGAGCUGGGCUGGGAGAGGCGGGAUGGGAAUGAGACUCCCGCUGCGGAGCAGUUCAGUCCGUUCCUGGUUUUAUUAAGUUUUCCACACACACCUGAGCUUGUUGUCUAGACACACUGGGGCUGAUCGAGCUGGUAGUAAAACCAGGACUGGGUGACGCUGCUGGACAAUAAGAGUCUGAUUCCCAGCCCUGCAUUGUAAUUCCAGUACAGACCAACUGCAGUUACAAUGUAAUUCCAGUCCAGUCUAAUCGUGUUCCCCCAACUCCCCUCCAGUUUGUAGCAGAUGGUUAUGGCCCUUUCUGGGUCGUGCACCCCACGGUUCUCUCAAAGUGGUACGGUCGGUACGGUGUGCUGCAACAGAGCACUUGUCUCUUUAACCUGAAGUUCGGUAUGGCCUCUGAUAUCCGGAGCUUUGAAUUAACAUUGACACCUAGUGGUGGGAGGGUUACAUUGCAGUGCCAAUGCAAUGUUCUGCUAAACUGAUUUUAAUCACUGUAUAAAGCUGGAAUCUAGUGCGCUGGCAUUGCCU
Messenger RNA from Polyodon spathula (Mississippi paddlefish), 2800 nucleotides. Its product is annotated as E3 ubiquitin-protein ligase DTX4-like. NCBI's taxonomy places the organism in Eukaryota, Metazoa, Chordata, Actinopteri, Acipenseriformes, Polyodontidae. Bases 432 to 2264 code for a protein of 610 amino acids. Gene Ontology annotation, biological process: Notch signaling pathway; protein ubiquitination. Gene Ontology annotation, molecular function: zinc ion binding; ubiquitin protein ligase activity. Gene Ontology annotation, cellular component: nucleoplasm. The transcript is spliced from 9 exons. The record is from RefSeq and is a predicted model, not a curated record.